CAAAACUUUCACAUACAUUUAUUACAGCAGGUUUUUCAGUCCUGUAGGGGUGCAACUCCUUUGACGCACAAAACAUCUCCCCUGUACUUUACUUUGCUCCUGUAAAAGAGAUCUGACAUUUUGGGUAAACUACUUUUAACAAGAAGAGUGGACUACUUAUUUAUCAUGAAUUUUAUGCUAUUGCUCACAGUGGGAGCAAUAAUUAACACCAGCAUUCAGGAAAUACUUAUUGAACCUAAGGUACCAAGCAUGGUUAGCGCAUGUGUAGGAUCAGACACAACCAUCGAGUGCUCUUUUCCUUCAGAUGUUUUAAUGGGGCCCAAAGUGAACUGGUAUUAUAACAACAUUUCUACUGACCAUAUGAUUAAAUUCAUCUCAAUGAAUGGCUCGAGUCGUUACCUUAAAGAAAAAGGAAGGAAUGCUUCAAAUUUAAUUAUUAGAAAUGUUACUGUCAGUGACAGUGGAUUGUAUUUUUGUGAGGUCACACUGGAUAUUCCUCUACUGAUCAAAAAAAGCAGCAAUGGAUGUAACCUGUUUAUUUAUUCACCCACAGAGAGUCCUCUGAAUAUCAGUACAACAAAUUCAUCUACACCUUGUGUCUCUGAAACUCACAAGGAUUUUCCAUUGUGGCUUUGGGUAGCCUUGGCAGUGGGUUGUGCCAUGGUUAUAACAACUGGGAUCAUCACAACAGUCAUAUGUAGAAGAAGAAAAGAGGCCCCUGUUUAUGAAAACACAAUGGAAGCCAAAAUGAAACACAGGAAAGAAGCUCAAUCUCUUCACCACAGCAUGCCAUCAAAAGGAUAUGCAAAUAAACAAAUGGAUACUCUGAAACCACAUAAAUAUGAAUCUCGUCCCAAAGAGAACCCUGUUUAUGAGAACACAAAAGGAGUCUCAAGAAGAUAUGAGAAGAAAGUUUGAUCACUUUGCUGCUGCAUGUCAUCAAAAGGAGACUCAAAUAAACAAAAGGACACUUUGUAAAUAGAUAAAUAUAAUUCCAGAUGUGGUCAACUGAGCCAGUGGAAUCAUGCAAAAUAAUGCAAUCGGAUUUAUAUCUCUUAUUUUAAUAUUAUUGUUUUUAUGUUGAUGGUUAUGAUUUUAUAAUUUGUUUGGAUGACUGUAAAAAAAGGAU
Molecule: messenger RNA, 1129 nt
Organism: Clarias gariepinus (North African catfish)
Lineage: Eukaryota; Metazoa; Chordata; Actinopteri; Siluriformes; Clariidae
Exons: 6
Coding region: 166-918 (250 amino acids)
Source: RefSeq, a predicted model, not a curated record